Molecule: messenger RNA, 1074 nt
Organism: Hipposideros armiger (great roundleaf bat)
Lineage: Eukaryota; Metazoa; Chordata; Mammalia; Chiroptera; Hipposideridae
Gene: EBP
Product: EBP cholestenol delta-isomerase
Exons: 5
Coding region: 136-828 (230 amino acids)
Biological process (GO): cholesterol biosynthetic process
Cellular component (GO): membrane; endoplasmic reticulum
Molecular function (GO): cholestenol delta-isomerase activity; C-8 sterol isomerase activity; steroid Delta-isomerase activity
Source: RefSeq, a predicted model, not a curated record
ACUCCGUAAGAUGAGGAAACAGGGGAUGGGUCUGAACUAGGGCUGAUUCUGAGCCAGCAGGCGAGCCUCAAGAAAGUCAAGACCCUGUGGGAGAGGCCGCCGAGACCGCGCCGCUGGCCAUCUGCCUACAAAGACAUGGCCACCAACGCCAACCCCUUGCACCCAUACUGGCCUCGGCACCUGAGACUGGACAACUUUGUGCCUAAUGACCGCCCUACCUGGCAUCUCCUGGCUGGCCUCUUCUCAGCCUCUGGGGUCUUAGUUGUGACCACAUGGCUGUUGUCAGGACGUGCUGCGGUCAUCCCACUGGGGACCUGGCGGCGACUGUCCCUGUGCUGGUUUGCAGUAUGUGGAUUCAUUCACAUGGUGAUUGAGGGCUGGUUCAGCCUUUACCACGAGGACCUUCUUGGAGACCAAGCUUUCUUAUCCCAACUCUGGAAAGAGUAUGCCAAGGGAGACAGCCGAUACCUCCUGAAUGACAACUUCAUGAUAUGCAUGGAGACCAUCACUUCUUGCCUGUGGGGACCGUUCAGCAUUUGGGUGGUAGUCGCCUUUCUCCGCCAGCAGCCCCUCCGCUUUGUCCUACAGCUCGUGGUCUCUGUGGGUCAGAUCUACGGCGAUGUGCUCUACUUCCUGAUAGAGUACCGAGAUGGAUUCCAGCAUGGGGAGCUGGGCCACCCACUCUACUUCUGGUUUUACUUUGUUUUCAUGAACGCCCUUUGGUUGGUGCUGCCCGGAAUCCUCGUGCUCGAUUCUGUGAAGCAGCUCACCCGUGCUCAAACCCUGCUGGACACCAAAGCUACAAAAGCCAAGAGCAAGCAGAGCUAAUGAGUGAUGGACUGGGCUUGAACACUGGCUGAUGACAAACUCCAGCUACUAGAAGAGUCCAAUCUUUGCUCCCACAGGUUGGAGAGACAAAGUGAAUAGAUAUUUCAAACUCAGGCUGAUGGGUGGGCACCAAAAGGGCUAGAAAUGGGGAAGAAAGGAGCUGUUGGAACAAAGGUUCAAGAGAACCUUGGAGGUCCAUGGGGGUGGCAGUUUUUAAAAUCGGGAAAUAAAAGGUCUUGACCCUAA